UCCUGUCCUCUUUAGCGUGCCUGCGGAAGUGGGUGCCGGCAGCUCGGGUUGGCCGCUGCUUGGGAUCUCUGCGCGUGUGCACUCGUUGCUGCUCUCGGCUGGAAAGAUGCCGGGUCUGGCCGCCGCCAGCCCUGCCCCGCCUGAGGCUCAGGAGAAGAAGCCGCUGAAGCCUUGCUGCGCCUGCCCGGAGACCAAGAAGGCGCGCGAUGCGUGCAUCAUUGAGAAAGGAGAAGAACACUGUGGACAUCUCAUCGAGGCCCACAAGGAGUGCAUGAGAGCACUGGGGUUUAAGAUAUGACAGGGUGAGUCAACUGUAUUGCUUCAGGUGGCCUACUUUGUGAAUGAAUAAUCCCUGAAGAAUGAAGAAGAUGGAAUAUUUUGGAAGUUCUUUGUUGAACUUUGAUAAGUGGAUAAAGUAUUUAUAAUUUAUUAAAAAACAAAAGGAAAGAAAAUGUGGUAAA
Peromyscus maniculatus bairdii (prairie deer mouse) is the source of this 461-nucleotide messenger RNA. RefSeq names its product cytochrome c oxidase copper chaperone COX17 (gene Cox17). Gene Ontology annotation, cellular component: mitochondrial intermembrane space. Gene Ontology annotation, biological process: mitochondrial respiratory chain complex IV assembly. Gene Ontology annotation, molecular function: copper chaperone activity; copper ion binding. NCBI's taxonomy places the organism in Eukaryota, Metazoa, Chordata, Mammalia, Rodentia, Cricetidae. The record is from RefSeq and is a predicted model, not a curated record.